GGGAAAUAAAAUUAAUUUAUUAGCAACCAACCUCCACAAGACUUGACUUCUGUCAACAAAAAAACAGUCCAUCUUGUCUUAAAAUAUAUUACCAAAAUCCUCACAAUAAACCUAACACCCUUAAAUAUGCUACUUGUUCUUUCUUGAGCAUUAUGAAAAGGUAAACUACAAUAGUCAAAAUCUAAGUUCAUUAAUUUCACCUUCAAGCUUAUACUUUUCCUUGCGGUUGGCUGACAGGGACAGGGAACUCUCUGACUCCGUCCCGUUACAACGACAUGCUCACUUAGAUCAUUUCCAUCCUGCAAAAUUUUCAAUCUGUGACCAAGAUUCAACCACCUACUGCUAUUAUACUUCAUAAAUCUAACAUUGGCUUAUAUUUUCUACUAUUGACUUUCAUAAAAUAUGGCCUAUAAAUCAAUCAAAAUCUCCACCAUUAGGAAAAAACAUCACAUCCUUCCAUGGCCAAAUCACCCCUAAUCCUCCUCUUCUCCACACUCCUCCUCCUCUCAUCACCACUCCCCACUCUCUCCUCAGAUCCUGAUCCACUGCAAGACUUCUGCAUUGCUGAUCUCCAGUCCCCCAUCUCCAUAACCGGCUUCCCCUGCAAACCGACCUCAAACGUGACCUCAAACGACUUCUUCUUCGACGGCCUAGCCAAAGAGGGUGACACCAAUAGCCCCUUUGGCAGCAGUGUGUUGCAGGGCAAUGUUCUUGCAUUUCCAGCACUGAACACUCUAGGACUCUCGAUGAACAGAGUCGAUAUAGCCCCCGGUGGCCUCAAUCCUCCCCACUCGCACCCCCGGGCUACAGAGACGGGCGUGGUCAUCCAGGGGAAGCUGCUUGUGGGGCUGAUCUCCACCUCCAACGUGUUCUACGCGAAGAACUUGACUGCAGGGGAGAUGUUUGUGAUCCCGAGAGGGCUGGUGCAUUUUCAGAAGAAUAUUGGAGAGGAGAAAGCACUGAUUUUCACUGCUUUCAAUAGCCAUUUGCCUGGUGCUGUUAUUGUCUCUCUGAAUCUGUUUGGCUCGCGGCCUUCCGUGCCUACCGAUGUCCUGACCAAAGCUUUUCAAGUUGAUCAAUCUGUGGUUGAUCAAAUCAAGUCCAAGUUUGGUUGAAAAGUUCUGUCUUUUUAGUGUUUUUACUUCUGAAUAAUGAUCUUUGGCAGCAACAUAUUGCUAGAUGUAAGAUUGUAUUUUUAUUUUUGUGUUAUUUUGAUGUUGUUUGUCUCAGUGUGGAAAUAUUGAAUUAAUAAACAAAAAAAGGCAUCAUUGUUUCUGGAAAUAUGACAUGCUGGUUUCAUUAAGUCAAUGAUGAACAAUGUUGCCUCAUUUUUUAUUGGUUUCUGAAA
Messenger RNA from Salvia splendens (bonfire salvia), 1348 nucleotides. RefSeq names its product germin-like protein subfamily T member 1. Bases 459 to 1115 code for a protein of 218 amino acids. Gene Ontology annotation, molecular function: manganese ion binding. The record is from RefSeq and is a predicted model, not a curated record. Lineage: Eukaryota; Viridiplantae; Streptophyta; Magnoliopsida; Lamiales; Lamiaceae. The transcript has a single exon.